Messenger RNA from Caenorhabditis auriculariae, 1551 nucleotides. Lineage: Eukaryota; Metazoa; Nematoda; Chromadorea; Rhabditida; Rhabditidae. The record is from the annotation of a GenBank genome assembly.
AUGUUAGUCCGGUGUUUGUUGGCUGCGGCGCUGAUCUCCUUAGUUCAGGCCAAGUGCGAGGAUGGCGUCGACAACGUCAUCAAGUUCAGCGACAGCACAAAGGGUACCGUUUAAACUGCGUUCCCGAGUAGCUUCUGGUUGCAGGAAAGGGCAAGGUUCUUUUCAAGGACAUCGAAGUGACCACCUACGACGACAAGAAGAAGCCGGUGUGCACCAAGAGCGGAAAGGCGUUGUUCAGUCUUCCCGGCCACUUCAAGCUCCACAAAGGCACUGUCGAGGUCGUCGAGCCGCUGACCGACGAGCCGGAGCUCAAGUUGGCGCUCAACGUCGAGAAGGACAGCUGGAUGAUUGGCGUGGUGUGCGAAAACGGCAAGAGCAAGAACCAAUUCGUCCCCGACCAGCUAUGGUUUGCCUUUUUUGCCUGCUCAGACUUACAGCACAGAACAAUGCAAAUCAGAAUUCCAAGUUAAAGAGAGCUGAAACAAAAGAAAGUUUGAAUUUUGCAGCCAGUACGACCUCUGCAAGUUGGCGCCACGAGUUUGCGACUUGGCCAAGCUGAAGACUGGUCAGCCGAUCGACCUGACCGCGUUUGUCGGAAAAGAUCCCAUCGACAUUGGCGCUCUGCCGAUUCCGCAGCUCGGAGUCAAUUCAUCGUGAAAAGCUUGAAUCAAAGCGGAUUUUGCAGGGUGACUGGAAGAUCGGCGCCAAGAUUGUACAGAACGGAAAGACCUUGGCCGGUCUGCAACUUGGAAAUGGAAGACAGUGGCUGAGCAUCGACGUGAGUUAAUUUUGGACCGUUCUGGAGAAAACUCGCGCUUUCAGUCCAAGGAAGGCGCAGGUGGUGCGAUGGAUUUCACUAAGCUUCCCGGUCAGCCAUCUUUUGACCACGGAGAGCUGUAGAAAACGCCAGAAAAAUCUCGUAUUUAUUGAAAAUUGUUUCUGUCUUUCGUUGUUGUUCUUGUUUCACGUUUUGUCAUGAUGUCCUGGGAAUAAACUUUUUUUUUGAAGUUUUGAAUGGAACGCUGAAAACACGGAGCCUCUGUGAUAAGGCCGCAAAAACAGGCUAAUAUUUAAGUAAGCGGUCGAUUGCUCACCAGCUAAUGAUGCGUCUCCUCAUUUUCAUUAUUACAUUGAUUUCUUUGAGUUCUGUUAGCUCACAAGAAAAUCACAAAGGUAACAUCGUCGUCGACGUCUUCCACAGGAUUCAGGUUGGGAAGACUGAAAAAAACACUAAACGGAAAAGUUUCAGGCGUUUUUCACGUUCAUUUGCACACGUUGUGAGGAAGUUAUUGCGAUGGCCGACGAAGCUAUUGACAACGAGUCUUUGAGAAGAGUGGGAUCCAUAUUUUUUCGAAUGUAAUCAUUAAAAACAAAAUUUUUUUUUAAAAAUCGGUUUCGAAGAUACAAGUAAUAAAACUAUACAAUGUGUUUUUUAAUUGUUUCAAAAAUCAUUCUAUGAGAAAUAGCCUAAUAUUUGAGGACGCCGACCAACUCUGCGAUUCUUCGAUACAUCAGGAGAACCUACAAAAGUUCUGCAAAGACGUCGGUUAG